AUGGCAGCUGAAAAGAGAACACAGCUUACCUCGUUGACCGACCUCGGUGAUGGGUCUCAUGAUAGAGCCAACGUUCCUGCAUCCUCUUCACAGCCGCAACCAGAGGCUUCUCAAACGGCAGAGGAUGGAUUGUUCCGUCCUUUGGAGUCUAGUGACCCUACGGGAGACAUGAACAACCCUCCAAGCCGUGAUCUAACGGAUGCAUUCCAUUUUGCACGUUCUUCCUCGCCAAGGGAUGCUCAUGGAACUUCUUCACGACAUGGAUCAGGGAGUCCCGAAGGAAUACACCCGGUACCCCUAGCUCCAGAAAACACUUUCGGUUCAGGUGCCACUUCCAAAUCCACAGCCACCGCCGUGGAAGAACCUCUGCAAGAGAACUUGGAUGCCGUCGACGUCCGCGACGCCAUCGACAACCCUGACCCACGGCGCGGCGUUUGUGCACGUCUCAACAUGGCUGCAGGCCGCCGGAUUAUCCACGAGACCCCGCUAUUUUCCUGCGACAAACCUCGUUGGCAUUGGCGACGUCAUCAAAGAAUUGCCCUUGCGUGGAAUGAGUUGAACGGGCCAACCCGUGAGGAACUUCAACACGAAUUUGCCGGCCUGCGCGGGCUGAGCACUCGGGCAGGCUUGUCAGAGAGCCAGCACCGACAGCUGGAGGGCUUUGUCAAGACAUAUGCCUCCGUAGACACGAGCGGGAGCAGAGUCCACAUCUGCAAAAUCGCAUCACACAUCAACCAUGCCUGCGGUAGAUGCGCCAAUGCAAAGGCUUGGGUCGAAUCUGAUCACCCGAACUAG
This is a messenger RNA of Fusarium keratoplasticum, 795 nucleotides long. RefSeq lists its product as uncharacterized. NCBI's taxonomy places the organism in Eukaryota, Fungi, Ascomycota, Sordariomycetes, Hypocreales, Nectriaceae. Bases 1 to 795 code for a protein of 264 amino acids. The transcript is spliced from 5 exons. The record is from RefSeq and is a predicted model, not a curated record.